Molecule: messenger RNA, 931 nt
Organism: Magnolia sinica
Lineage: Eukaryota; Viridiplantae; Streptophyta; Magnoliopsida; Magnoliales; Magnoliaceae
Product: (+)-borneol dehydrogenase 1-like
Exons: 2
Coding region: 14-838 (274 amino acids)
Molecular function (GO): oxidoreductase activity
Source: RefSeq, a predicted model, not a curated record
UCUCUCACAGAAGAUGAACACUACGGCUCCCACCCUCUCCAGCAAAAGACUGGAAGGGAAGGUGGCAAUCAUCACCGGUGCAGCAAGCGGCAUCGGCGAGAGCACGGCACGCCUCUUUUGGGCCCAUGGGGCCAAAGUCGUUAUUGCCGACGUACAAGAUGAUCUAGGCAGAGCCAUAUGCCAAGACCUGGACGAUAAUGCAAUGUACGUCCACUGCGAUGUGACCAAUGAAGAUGAUAUGCGGGACCUUGUCGAUCUGACCAUUGAAAAAUAUGGAAAGCUCGAUAUCAUGUACAACAAUGCAGGGGUCGCGGACAAUACAGCUAAGAGUAUCCUAACCAUUGAAAAAUCAAAACUAGAGAGGGUCCUUAGUGUAAACCUCGUGGGAGGGUUCCUGGGGACGAAGCAUGCUGCAAGGGUCAUGGUCCCGGCUCGCAAAGGGUGCAUUUUGUUUACAGGGAGUGCUACUGCAUCGAUUGCUUGCACUACAAACCAUUCAUAUGUAGCAUCGAAGAGUGGGCUCACAGGGCUGGCCCAGAACGUCUCUGCCGAGCUUGGGCAGUUUGGAAUACGUGUGAAUUGCAUUUCGCCCUACGCCGUGGCUACUAACAUGGUGAAAGGGCUACUGCCUGGUGGGAGUACAGAGCAAUUAGAAGCGUUCCUAAGCAAUGCAGGCAAUCUCAAGGGUGCAGUCCUAAGGGCAGAUGAUGUUGCACGGGCCGCGCUCUUUCUAGCCAGCGACGACGCAGGUUAUGUCAGUGGGCUCAACCUUGUUGUAGAUGGAGGGUUCAGUGUGGCUAACCCUUCUGUGGCCAUGGCCCUCAAACAAUCCCACUGAUUUGGGAUGCGUUUUUAAGUUCUACAUUUCGAGUUUGUGGAAAUUUCAUUUUUACUGAAUUUGAAUAAAGUUGUGCUGAUUUAGUCAUCUAAA